Puntigrus tetrazona (Sumatra barb) is the source of this 836-nucleotide messenger RNA. It is a transcript of the gene mrpl40, whose product is annotated as mitochondrial ribosomal protein L40. The transcript has 4 exons. Bases 115 to 714 code for a protein of 199 amino acids. The record is from RefSeq and is a predicted model, not a curated record. Gene Ontology annotation, cellular component: mitochondrial ribosome; mitochondrial large ribosomal subunit. NCBI's taxonomy places the organism in Eukaryota, Metazoa, Chordata, Actinopteri, Cypriniformes, Cyprinidae.
UUUUACUCUGAAGUAACCGAAGAAGAAGAAGAUCCACAUUGGUCCGCCGGAAGGAGUAAAACGCUUCUUAGUUGUUCAACGUCGAUGCGGGUAAAGUCGACAUUUCUGUAAAUCAUGGCGGGGAUUCUGUGCCGUACUGCAAGCCGAAUCAUAUCGAGUCAAGUAUCGUGUAGUACCUCUGUGGUUGCUGUCAGACACAGUCACUGGUUCACAUCAAUGCUUUCCCUGAAAACCUCUAUGCCACUGAGAGCAGAACCCAAGAAGAAGAAGAAGGUGGACCCUCGUCGUGAGAUGCUGAUGAAGGAGCGUCUGAAGAAAAAGCUCAAGAAGCUGGAGAAAGUUCCGGCAGAACUGAUUCCUAUUGAAGACUUUAUUAUCCCGGCUAAGUGCUUUGAUGAGACCAGGAUCCGUGACGCUCCUAAGCUGUCUUUUGAGGAGAGCGAACGCAGAGCCCUUCUGCUGAAGGACUGGUCCAGAUACAAGUACGCCCAGCACCAGACGGAGAUGGACGCCAUCAAAGAGGCGCUGGAGGCCCAGAGACAAGCUCUGGAUGAGCUGAAGCUGGAGUCAGAAGAGCUUUAUAAAGCGGCGCUCAGCCCAGAUAUGGAUAUGUUCCCUAUCCGGCACGAAGGGCCCAGCUACACCCCGGCCAUCACGAACUACGAGGCUCCAGAGGGCAAAUACAAUGACGUUACUCGGGUUUACACGCAGUGAGCUCGAGCGUGACGCCCGCGUUUUCUGCUCUGAUGAGAACAAACCGAAUGAACUGUAUUACCAUGGUGUAGAUUAUCGUUCUUCAUGUGUUAGUCAUCAUUAAAUCAUGUUUAAUAUUUUAA